This is a messenger RNA of Trichoderma harzianum CBS 226.95, 955 nucleotides long. RefSeq lists its product as hypothetical. The record is from RefSeq and is a predicted model, not a curated record. Bases 165 to 683 code for a protein of 172 amino acids. Lineage: Eukaryota; Fungi; Ascomycota; Sordariomycetes; Hypocreales; Hypocreaceae. The transcript has 5 exons.
CGCUAUUUGACUUAUGUGUUCUCUCGGCUAUCGCCAGACAAGGGGUGUGAGCACUAAUGAGCCGAUACCCUAACGUCAAAGACUAGUAUUCUUCCCGUUGAAUACGUCUGGGGCUUUCCAUUACCGAAUUGGACAAACGCCAGCACUCUCCCAUUCCUUCGGCCAUGUCAGAGCACUAUGCUUCUGGAUCGACGUCGGGAUAUGCGGCACCAAGAAACGUCAAGAAGCUCAAGAAUAUCAAGAAUCCCAAGAGUGAAGAAGAUCUCGAUGUCGAAGGCCCGCUUGAGGUAGCCGGCUGGGUGCAAUCCGGCCGUGGCAUCAACUUCCAGGGCUGUAUCUCCGUCAGAGGCCCCAUCGACGCCUAUGGCAACAUUACCACAAAGGGGGAGAUGAGUUGCCAGGGACAGAUCAAAGCGUACGGCAACAUCUUGGUCAACGGCUAUCUAGCCUCGAGCGACAAGAUCAUCGGAUAUGGAAAACUGAGAGUAGAAGGUACCCUUGAGGGGGUAGACCUCGAGGUUUGGGGAAACUUGAUCAUCAUUGGCUUCCUGAAAUGUAGACGCCUGGUUCUAUACGGUUCAUUGACCCUCAUUGGACCAGAUUCCACCUAUCUCGUGGAGGAAUCGGAAGAAAUUGCGGGGGCUAAGCUGAUGCGGGACACGGAGGCAGAUUGGGAUCUGUGAGCCAAUGGAAAUACCCUGGAGAAUGCGUGUGCUCGAGACAUGUAUCCUGUCAUGAUGAAACGAUAGGGAGCUUUUGAACCCACUGGGGAACGGAGCAUGGUAUAAAUUGCGAUAUAGACGUGGUGUUUUCUUUUGUGUAUACGGAGUAGGCAGGGACUAUUUGGUUGCCGGGUUAGGUAAACCCCCCCUGAGAAAUGGAGUAAUAUAGAUUAAGAAAUGAGAUCAAUGAAAUAAGGGUAAUCUCACAAGCUAGGAUCUCAUCAAGAUUGCCG